AUGGCUGGACCUUCCAGAUGCGUGAAUGGAUUUAAACACAGCAUGAAAUGGAAGUCGUGCAGCACAAGUUUGCUCCAGUGGUGUCGCUCCCUCCAUGUGGACAGUCCUCCUUACAAACCCUCACUGACCACCAGCUAUGUCCACGGCACCUCCUCCGUCUCACUGCUCCCCCUGACUGUAAGCCAAUGCCUGGAUGCCACAGCCCAACGCUGGCCCAACCGUGAAGCUGUGGUCUUUCUGCAGGACGGCAUCCGGAAAACCUUUGCACAACUGCAGCACGAUGUUGACAAGGUGGCUUCUGGCCUCCUUGCUUUGGGCCUGAAGCCAGGUGAUCGGCUUGGAGUUUGGGCACCGAACACAUAUGAGUGGAUCCUUUUCCAGUUUGCUACAGCCAAGGCUGGAAUUAUACUGGUGUCAUUGAACCCAGCUUAUGAAAUGAAGGAAAUAGAGUUUGCUCUUCAGAAGGUGCAAUGUAAAGCAGUGGUGUGCCCCAGCCACUUUCAAACCCACAAGUUUUGUGAGAUGCUGAGGGAGAUCUGCCCAGAGAUCGACACGGCACCGUCAGGCGUGAUCAAAAGCUCCAGGGUGCCAGACCUGCGUAUGGUAAUUGUGACCGAUAGCAGACAGCCAGGAAUGCUCCAUGUAGAGGACGUGAUGCAAGCAGGGGAGGCUCGGCACCACAAAGAGCUGAUGGAUCUGCAGAGCAAACUGUCCUUCGAUGAUCCCAUCAACAUUCAGUUCACAUCUGGUACUACUGGGAGUCCAAAGGGAGCCACUCUUUCUCACCACAACAUUGUAAAUAAUGCUUACUUCUUGGGUCGCCGAAUGGGUUACGACUGGAGACCUCAGGUGCGAGUGUGUGCGCCUAUACCCAUGUACCACUGCUUUGGCUCUGUAAUUGGGGGGUUGAGCAUGGCAAUUUAUGGUGUCACACUGGUCUUCCCUUCUCCAAGCUUCAACAGCCUUGCCAAUUUAGAGGCCAUUCAGAGAGAGAGGUGCAAUUUUGUGUAUGGCACUUCCACCAUGUACAUUGACAUGCUCAGCCAACAGCAUUUACACAAGUAUGAUUUGUCAUCCCUUGAAGCUGGGCUCAUAGGAGGUUCGCCGUGCCCUGCUGAGAUUGUGAGAAAAUUGAAAACAGACAUGAAUAUCAAAGAGAUAAUGAUUGGCUAUGGAGCCACUGAAAACAGCCCUGCGACAUUUUUGGGAUUCCCACUAGAUAACGAGGAGCUGAAGAUAAAUACCUCAGGGUGCAUCAUGAAUCACACUGAGGCCAAAGUGGUGAACCCUGACACUGGGGAGAUUGUCCCUGUAGGGGCCUCAGGUGAGCUGAUGAUCAGAGGCAGUUGUGUGAUGCUCGGGUACUGGGACGACCCUGAGAAAACCAAAGAGGCUAUCUCCCCAGACCGCUGGUACAGGACUGGUGAUAUCGCCAGCCUGAACCAUCUGGGUUACUGCAGCAUUCAAGGACGCUUGAAGGACAUGAUCAUCCGAGGCGGAGAGAACAUCUACCCUGCUGAGAUAGAGCAAUUUCUCUGUAAGCAUCCCAAAGUGCAGGAGGUGCAGGUGGUUGGAGUGAAAGAUGAGAGGCUGGGCCAGCAGGUGUGUGCCUGCAUCAUACUGAAGGAGGGCCAAACCUCCAGUGCAGAAGAGAUAAGAGCGUUCUGCAAAGACCAGAUUUCUCGUUUCAAGAUCCCACACUACAUGGUAUUUGUGGACAGCUUCCCUAUGACUGGCUCUGGAAAGAUCAAGAAGAUCGAAUUAGCGGAGGCAAUGGAGGAGAAAUUAGGCCUUUAAUCUUGUGGACCCUGACUGAGAGUGUUGAAAAUGUUCCAAAACUACAUACAUGACCAACUGCAGGACUGUUAUUUAUUAUCUUGGAGUUGUUUUUUUUAAAAUUCUGGAUGUAUGAAAAUCUUAAUAUUUCCAUGACGUACAUUUUUUUUUUGUUCGCUUGAAGAAGAAAUCUGAAUAUUUACAGUUUAAACACUGUACAGUUGUAAUGACCGUGUCACAGCUGAGCAAACUUUACUAAUAAAUAUACAAGAGUUGACUGAGAACUUUAGAAAAUGACGGGUCUUUGUACUGUACAAUGAAGGAAUACCUUCUUCAGUUAUAGUAUACAAUCCAAACGACACACCAUAUUCAUCAUCUCUAUCUUUAUUUAAACAAUUCUGACAAACAGUUUGAUAUCAUAGUACAAUGGCUUUAACCACUGUAUAAUAGUAAAACUCAUUAUCUGACCACAUGCCAUACAGAAUCUGAAAUAAAUAGGACCUUAGUGCCAAAUGUCAAUAUGUACAACGUCGUAGGCAAAAUUACCAUCUAUACAACCUAUAUACACUGACUGUAGAACAUACUUUUGUAACAGGCUCCUACAGUGCUCAAAGUGACAUUGCAUAUUAUUAAAUAACAAUGAAGCCUUUGAAUUAUACUCCAAGCUGUCAAGAUGGUAACAAAGAUAUGUGAAGAUGAAGGAAAUUAGGGGGGAAAUGGAUUCAUUCUUAGUAAAAUGAAUGCAGAGUCAAUAUCACACCUGCUAAAAAAAAUCAGAGUCACACCAAAUUAACAUCAUACAAAAGCAGAUAAAUACCAAAUGUGCUGCAUGGCACUAAGGCCACAACGCGACAUCACUUCAGAUAUAUCUGGCAAAACUAAUGGACAGUGUCGACAAGGAUCCUUGAGUCACUUUUAACCGUUUUGCUUUGAGUAGUUUACUGUAUGGUUGGGGGAUUCUAUAGAGCCAAAUUCACAUAUCAAUUUUCAACAGUGGGUCAUUUCCAACAUAUCACAAUGAGGUAAAUAAGCUUUCAACAAGAUACAAAAAAAAA
Messenger RNA from Stegastes partitus (bicolor damselfish), 2831 nucleotides. RefSeq names its product acyl-CoA synthetase family member 2, mitochondrial-like. The record is from RefSeq and is a predicted model, not a curated record. Bases 1 to 1797 code for a protein of 598 amino acids. Gene Ontology annotation, biological process: fatty acid metabolic process. The transcript has 17 exons. Lineage: Eukaryota; Metazoa; Chordata; Actinopteri; Pomacentridae. Gene Ontology annotation, molecular function: medium-chain fatty acid-CoA ligase activity.